Lachancea fermentati is the source of this 372-nucleotide messenger RNA. NCBI's taxonomy places the organism in Eukaryota, Fungi, Ascomycota, Saccharomycetes, Saccharomycetales, Saccharomycetaceae. The record is from the annotation of a GenBank genome assembly.
AUGUCACAGAAUGGCAUUCGAUUAACGAGAUGGCUGCACCAUCGAGUGUCAUCUCCCUACAAGAGGUGGCGCGAUUUGAGCUUAGCGCAGAAGCAAGAGUUCGUUCAUAGAUUUGUGGAUAACUAUAGCGCACAAUAUCCAGGUUCGAAGACAAAUGUAUCUUUGAGGGGUCUUGCACUCGAUAUGGAGCAGCAUAAUGACGCUCCAUCAGUAUUUGGUUUAUUUUACGAUGACAUUCUGAAAUUAUCGGAAAAAUCAAGAGACCGGCUUUAUGCAAAUCAAGAGCUUACACCAAAAAGGAAUAAUAUAGCUGAGACAGGGAGGUUUGGCCAUGAAAGUUUUUACGAUCUUCUCAUCGACAAUGAAAUGUAA